CGAAGACGGCGGCGGGGCGGGGCGAUGUGAUGCGUGGGCGGAAGCGCGGCGCCCACGUGGUUCCUGCCGGGAGCCGCCACGGGGUCCCGGGCCGAGCUGAACCGGGAGAACCGAGCCCACCCCCACCGAUCCCAGCCCCUCCCGGGCCGAGUCCCUCUGGGCCGGGCCCCACCGGGCCGGGCCGACCCCCCCCGGGCCGGGCCCGGCCGCCAUGGACCCGCUGCGGGCCCAGCAGCUGGCCGCCGAGCUGGAGGUUGACAUGAUGGCCGACAUGUACAACCGGAUGACGCAGGCGUGCCACCGAAAGUGCGUCCCCCCCCACUACAAGGAAGCGGAGCUGUCAAAGGGGGAGAGCGUGUGCCUGGACCGCUGCGUGGCCAAGUACCUGGAGGUCCACGAGAGGAUGGGCAAGAAGCUGACGGAGCUGUCGCUGCAGGACGAGGAGCUCCUCAAGCGCAUGCAGCAGGGCACCAGCACCACCUGAGACCCCCCCCCGGACCCCCCAAUAAACUGGAGGCUUUGUG
Molecule: messenger RNA, 524 nt
Organism: Tyto alba (common barn owl)
Lineage: Eukaryota; Metazoa; Chordata; Aves; Strigiformes; Tytonidae
Gene: TIMM10
Product: translocase of inner mitochondrial membrane 10
Exons: 2
Coding region: 212-484 (90 amino acids)
Biological process (GO): protein insertion into mitochondrial inner membrane
Cellular component (GO): mitochondrial inner membrane
Source: RefSeq, a predicted model, not a curated record